Indicator indicator is the source of this 7901-nucleotide messenger RNA. RefSeq names its product spectrin alpha, non-erythrocytic 1 (gene SPTAN1). Gene Ontology annotation, cellular component: cell projection; cell junction; cortical actin cytoskeleton. Gene Ontology annotation, biological process: actin cytoskeleton organization. The coding region runs from base 263 to 7726 and encodes 2487 amino acids. NCBI's taxonomy places the organism in Eukaryota, Metazoa, Chordata, Aves, Piciformes, Indicatoridae. The transcript has 58 exons. Gene Ontology annotation, molecular function: actin filament binding; calcium ion binding. The record is from RefSeq and is a predicted model, not a curated record.
GGCCGUGGCGGAGGGUGCGGAGUCGGCGAGAGGGAGCUGCGCACCGACCCGCAGGUCCAUGUUGGCUGUUCUGGAUUUUUGGUAACUGUUUUGUCAAAGACCAGCUGCUCAUUCCAGCUAAAUGUACGUGCCUCCCGAGCAGCCGCUCAUGCAUAUUUAAACAGGUUCUGCGAAGCAGUUGUCUGGAGAAGGGAACGUGUUGGGUGGGGGAAGCAACCAAAAAGCCCCACUCUGCCUGAAAGAGGUUCUGCAUUCCUCCAUCAUGUUGUCAUCGUUUCGUAAAGUCAAAGUCCAGAAAAUGGAUCCCAGUGGUGUAAAGGUGCUGGAAACAGCAGAAGACAUCCAGGAGAGGCGUCAGCAGGUUCUGGACCGUUACCACAGGUUCAAGGAGCUGUCCUCUCUGCGACGCCAGAAGCUUGAGGACUCUUAUCGCUUCCAGUUCUUCCAGCGUGAUGCAGAUGAGCUGGAAAAAUGGAUCCAGGAGAAGCUGCAGAUAGCAUCUGAUGAAAAUUACAAAGACCCAAGCAACCUGCAGGGUAAGCUGCAGAAGCACCAAGCCUUUGAAGCUGAGGUGCAGGCCAAUUCUGGGGCUAUCGUUAAGCUGGAUGAGACUGGAAAUCAGAUGAUUAAUGAAAGUCAUUUUGCAUCUGAAACCAUACGAUCUUUCACGCCCUACCGGACAGCGCAGCGCCCGAUAGUAACGGCCAAGCAAGUCGGGUCCCACGUACGAACUCGGCUGCAGGAGCUGCAUCGACUGUGGGAGCUGCUGCUGGAAAAGAUGAGGGAGAAGGGAGUCAAACUGCUGCAGGCACAGAAGCUGGUGCAAUUCUUACGGGAGUGUGAGGAUGUCUUGGACUGGAUCAAUGACAAGGAAGCAAUAGUGACCUCAGAAGAGCUUGGGCAGGACUUGGAACAUGUUGAGGUUUUGCAAAAGAAGUUCGAAGAGUUCCAGACAGACCUUGCAGCUCAUGAGGAAAGAGUAAAUGAAGUGAACCAAUUUGCUGGCAAACUUAUCCAGGAGCUACACCCUGAAGAGGAACUGAUCAAGUCCAAACAGGAUGAAGUAAAUGCAAGUUGGCAGCGUCUGAAGGGGCUUGCCCUGCAGAGGCAAGGAAAGCUCUUUGGGGCAGCUGAAGUUCAACGCUUCAACAGGGAUGUGGAUGAAACAAUCAGCUGGAUCAAGGAGAAAGGGCAGUUGAUGGCCUCGGAUGAUUUUGGCAGAGACCUGGCCAGCGUCCAGGCUUUGUUGCGCAAGCACGAAGGACUGGAGAGAGAUCUUGCAGCCCUGGAAGACAAGGUGAAGGCCCUGUGUGCUGAAGCUGACCGUCUGCAGCAGUCCCACCCCAUCAAUGCAUCUCAGAUCCAAGUGAAGCGCGAGGAACUGAUUGCCAGCUGGGAGCAGAUCCGCACCCUGGCCGCAGAGCGCCAUGCUCGCCUCAACGACUCCUACAGGCUGCAGCGCUUUCUGGCAGACUUCCGAGACCUCACCAGUUGGGUGACUGAGAUGAAGGCUCUGAUUAAUGCUGAUGAGCUUGCCAACGAUGUGGCUGGAGCAGAAGCCCUUCUAGAUAGGCAUCAGGAGCACAAGGGAGAAAUUGAUGCCCAUGAAGAUAGCUUCAAAUCUGCUGAUGAGUCUGGCCAGGCUCUGCUUGCUGCUGGGCACUAUGCUUCUGAUGAAGUUAAAGAAAAGCUGACCAUCCUCUCAGACGAGAGGUCUGCUCUGCUGGAGCUGUGGGAGCUUCGCAGGCAGCAGUACGAGCAGUGCAUGGACCUGCAGCUCUUCUACAGAGACACUGAACAAGUUGACAACUGGAUGAGCAAACAGGAGGCAUUUUUGCUGAAUGAAGACCUUGGUGACUCCCUGGAUAGUGUGGAGGCUCUUUUAAAGAAGCAUGAAGACUUUGAGAAAUCCCUCAGUGCCCAAGAGGAGAAAAUCACCGCAUUAGAUGAGUUUGCUACAAAGUUGAUUCAGAACAACCACUACGCCAUGGAUGAUGUUGCUACACGCAGAGAUGCUCUGCUGAGCCGCCGCAACGCCCUGCACGAGCGUGCCAUGCGCCGCCGCGCACAGCUGGCAGACUCCUUCCACCUGCAGCAGUUCUUCCGUGACUCUGACGAGCUCAAGAGCUGGGUGAACGAGAAGAUGAAGACUGCAACGGAUGAGGCAUACAAGGAUCCCUCCAACUUGCAAGGCAAGGUUCAGAAGCAUCAGGCUUUUGAGGCAGAGCUUUCUGCUAACCAGAGCCGCAUCGAUGCCCUGGAGAAGGCUGGCCAGAAGCUGAUUGAUGUCAACCACUAUGCCUCAGAUGAGGUGGCAGCUCGCAUGAAUGAAGUGAUCAGCUUGUGGAAGAAGCUUCUGGAGGCCACUGAGCUCAAAGGUAUAAAACUGCGUGAGGCCAAUCAACAGCAGCAGUUCAACCGCAACGUGGAAGACAUUGAGCUGUGGCUGUAUGAGGUAGAGGGACACUUGGCCUCUGAUGACUAUGGAAAAGACCUUACUAGUGUUCAGAAUCUUCAGAAGAAACAUGCCCUGCUAGAGGCAGAUGUGGCUGCCCAUCAGGAUCGCAUCGAUGGCAUCACCAUCCAGGCACGCCAGUUCCAGGAUGCUGGGCACUUUGAUGCUGACAACAUCAAGAAGAAGCAGGAGGCCCUGGUUGCUCGUUACGAGGCACUGAAGGAUCCCAUGGUGGCUCGCAAGCAGAAGCUCGCCGAUUCCCUUCGCCUGCAGCAGCUCUUCCGGGACAUCGAGGACGAGGAGACCUGGAUCAGAGAAAAAGAGCCCAUAGCAGCCUCAACGAACAGAGGCAAGGAUUUAAUUGGUGUCCAGAACCUGCUGAAGAAGCACCAGGCUCUGCAGGCAGAAAUUGCAGGCCAUGAGCCCCGCAUUAAAGCAGUCACCCAGAAGGGGAACGCCAUGGUGGAGGAGGGACAUUUUGCAGCUGAGGAUGUGAAAAUCAAACUGAAUGAGCUGAACCAGAAGUGGGACUCUCUGAAAGCAAAAGCCUCUCAGCGGCGACAGGACCUAGAGGAUUCCCUGCAAGCUCAGCAGUACUUUGCUGAUGCUAAUGAGGCAGAGUCCUGGAUGAGGGAGAAGGAGCCCAUUGUAGGCAGCACAGACUAUGGAAAAGAUGAAGACUCUGCUGAGGCGCUACUGAAGAAACACGAAGCACUGAUGUCCGACCUCUCUGCUUAUGGCAGCAGCAUCCAGGCGCUGAGGGAGCAGGCCCAGUCCUGCAGGCAACAAGUUGCUCCCACAGAUGAUGAAACUGGAAAGGAGCUGGUCCUGGCUCUCUAUGACUACCAGGAGAAGAGUCCCCGGGAGGUGACGAUGAAGAAGGGAGAUAUCCUCACCUUACUCAACAGCACCAAUAAGGACUGGUGGAAAGUUGAAGUCAAUGACCGUCAGGGCUUCGUGCCAGCUGCCUAUGUGAAGAAGCUGGACCCUGCCCAGUCUGCGUCCCGUGAGAACCUGCUGGAGGAGCAGGGCAGCAUCGCGCUGCGCCAGGAGCAGAUUGACAACCAAUACCACUCCCUCCUGGAGCUGGGAGAGAAGCGCAAGGCCAUGCUGGAGAAGAGCUGCAAGAAGUUCAUGCUGUUCCGGGAGGCCAAUGAGCUGCAGCAGUGGAUCAAUGAGAAGGAGGCUGCCCUCACCAGUGAGGAAGUGGGGGCUGACCUGGAGCAAGUGGAGGUGCUGCAGAAGAAAUUUGAUGACUUUCAGAAGGAUCUGAAAGCCAACGAGUCACGGCUGAAGGACAUCAACAAGGUUGCCAAUGACCUGGAGUCGGAAGGGUUGAUGGCAGAUGAAGUGCAAGCAGUACAGCAACAGGAAGUCUAUGGAAUGAUGCCCAGGGAUGAACCUGAUUCUAAGACAGCCUCUCCUUGGAAGUCUGCGCGGCUGAUGGUGCACUCAGUGGCAACCUUUAACUCAAUCAAGGAGCUGAAUGAACGCUGGAGAUCGCUGCAGCAGUUAGCAGAGGAGCGAAGCCAGCUCCUGGGCAGUGCCCAUGAAGUGCAGAGGUUCCACAGAGAUGCUGAUGAAACAAAAGAAUGGAUAGAGGAGAAGAAUCAGGCCCUAAAUACAGACAACUAUGGACAUGACCUGGCCAGCGUGCAGGCUCUGCAGCGCAAACAUGAAGGCUUUGAGAGAGACCUGGCGGCUCUUGGAGACAAGGUGAAUUCUCUUGGUGAGACUGCCCAGCGCCUGAUCCAGUCACACCCAGAGUCUGCUGAGGACCUGCAGGAGAAGUGCACGGAGCUGAACCAGGCCUGGAGCAGCCUGGGCAAGAGAGCUGACGAGCGCAAGGAGAAGCUGGGAGACUCACACGACCUGCAGCGCUUCCUCAGUGACUUCAGGGACCUCAUGUCUUGGAUCAACGGAAUCCGGGGCCUGGUCUCCUCGGAUGAGCUUGCGAAGGAUGUGACUGGAGCUGAGGCUUUACUGGAAAGGCACCAGGAGCACCGCACUGAAAUAGAUGCAAGGGCUGGCACUUUCCAGACAUUUGAGCAGUUUGGGCAGCAGCUCCUCGCCCGUGGGCACUAUGCCAGCCCUGAGAUCAAGGAUAAGCUGGACAUCCUGGAUCAAGAGCGAACAGACCUAGAGAAGGCCUGGGUCCAGCGCAGGAUGAUGCUAGACCAGUGCCUAGAGCUGCAGCUGUUUCAUCGAGACUGUGAACAAGCUGAAAACUGGAUGGCAGCCCGAGAGGCUUUCCUGAACACAGAAGACAAAGGAGACUCCUUGGACAGUGUGGAGGCACUCAUCAAGAAGCAUGAGGACUUUGAUAAGGCAAUCAAUGUCCAGGAAGAGAAAAUUGCUGUCCUGCAGUCGUUUGCUGACCAGCUGAUCUCUGCUGAUCACUAUGCAAAGGGAGUCAUUGCCAGCAGGCGGAAUGAGGUUCUGGACAGGUGGCUCCGUCUGAAGGCUCAGAUGAUUGAGAAGAGAUCCAAGCUGGGAGAAUCCCAGACACUCCAGCAGUUCAGUCGUGAUGUGGAUGAAAUAGAAGCUUGGAUCAGUGAGAAGCUCCAAACUGCCAGUGAUGAGUCCUAUAAGGACCCCACAAAUAUCCAGAGCAAGCACCAAAAGCACCAAGCCUUCGAGGCGGAGCUGCACGCCAACGCUGAGCGCAUCCGUGGCGUCAUCGACAUGGGGAACUCCCUGAUCCAGAGGGGCGCCUGCGCUGGCAGCGAGGAUGCCGUCAAGGCUCGGCUGGCUGCCCUGGCUGACCAGUGGCAGUUCCUGGUGCAGAAGUCAGCAGAGAAGAGUCAGAAACUGAAAGAAGCAAACAAGCAACAGAACUUCAAUACCGGGAUCAAGGACUUUGAUUUCUGGCUCUCAGAGGUGGAGGCUUUGUUGGCAUCUGAAGAUUAUGGGAAAGACUUGGCAUCAGUUAACAACCUUCUGAAGAAGCACCAGCUGCUGGAGGCUGACAUAUCAGCUCAUGAGGACCGCCUAAAGGACCUGAACAGCCAAGCUGACAGCUUGAUGACCAGCAGUGCCUUCGACACCUCGCAAGUGAAGGACAAGCGUGAGGCCAUCAAUGGUCGCUUCCAGCGCAUCAAGGGCAUGGCUGCGGCACGCAGGGCGAAGCUCAACGAGUCCCACCGCCUGCACCAGUUCUUCAGGGACAUGGAUGAUGAGGAGUCCUGGAUCAAAGAGAAGAAGCUGCUGGUUAGCUCCGAGGACUACGGCAGAGACCUGACCGGGGUGCAGAACCUCAGGAAGAAGCACAAGCGCUUGGAAGCAGAGCUGGCUGCCCACGAGCCUGCCAUCCAGGGUGUUCUGGACACUGGCAAGAAGCUAUCAGAUGACAACACAAUUGGGAAGGAGGAGAUCCAGCAGAGGCUGUCUCAGUUUGUGGAUCACUGGAAGGAGCUGAAGCAGCUGGCAGCUGCUAGGGGACAGCGUCUGGAGGAGUCUCUGGAGUACCAGCAGUUUGUAGCAAAUGUUGAGGAAGAAGAAGCCUGGAUCAAUGAAAAGAUGACACUGGUGGCCAGUGAGGAUUAUGGGGACACCCUUGCAGCCAUCCAGGGCCUGCUGAAGAAGCACGAAGCCUUCGAGACUGAUUUCACUGUGCACAAGGACAGGGUGAACGACGUCUGUGCCAACGGGGAGGAGCUCAUCAAAAAGAACAAUCACCAUGAGGAGAACAUCACUGCCAAGAUGAUGGGUCUCAGAGGGAAGGUGUCAGAUCUGGAGAAAGCAGCAGCUCAGAGGAAAGCCAAACUGGAUGAGAAUUCUGCCUUCCUCCAGUUCAACUGGAAAGCAGAUGUGGUGGAGUCAUGGAUAGGUGAGAAGGAGAACAGCCUGAAGACAGACGACUACGGGCGUGACCUCUCCUCUGUGCAGACACUGCUCACCAAGCAGGAAACUUUUGAUGCUGGGCUUCAGGCCUUCCAGCAGGAGGGAAUUGCAAACAUCACUGCUCUGAAGGACCAGCUUCUGGCAGCCAAACACAUCCAGUCAAAGGCCAUUGAGGCUCGGCAUGCAGCACUGAUGAAGCGCUGGAACCAGCUGCUUGCCAACUCUGCUGCCAGGAAAAAGAAACUCUUGGAAGCUCAGGAGCACUUCAGAAAGGUGGAGGAUCUGUUCCUGACUUUUGCAAAGAAGGCAUCAGCCUUUAACAGUUGGUUCGAGAAUGCUGAGGAGGAUUUGACUGACCCUGUGCGCUGCAACUCACUGGAAGAGAUCAAAGCACUGCGGGAAGCUCAUGAUGCCUUCCGUUCCUCCCUGAGCUCUGCCCAGGCUGACUUCAACCAGCUGGCAGAGCUGGAUCGCCAGAUCAAGAGCUUCCGGGUGGCCUCCAACCCUUACACAUGGUUUACUAUGGAGGCUCUCGAAGAAACCUGGAGGAACCUGCAGAAAAUUAUCAAGGAGCGGGAGCUGGAGCUGCAGAAGGAGCAGCGAAGGCAGGAGGAAAAUGACAAACUGCGGCAGGAGUUUGCCCAGCACGCCAACGCCUUCCACCAGUGGAUCCAGGAGACCAGGACUUACCUGCUAGAUGGGUCCUGUAUGGUAGAGGAGUCAGGAACUCUGGAGUCACAGCUGGAAGCUACCAAACGCAAGCACCAGGAGAUCCGAGCGAUGCGCAGCCAGCUGAAGAAGAUUGAGGACCUUGGAGCUGCCAUGGAAGAGGCUCUCAUCCUGGACAACAAAUACACUGAGCACAGCACUGUGGGGCUGGCACAGCAGUGGGACCAGCUGGACCAGCUGGGGAUGAGGAUGCAGCACAACCUGGAGCAGCAGAUCCAGGCUCGAAACACGACUGGAGUCACAGAGGAGGCCCUGAAGGAGUUCAGCAUGAUGUUCAAGCACUUUGACAAGGACAAGUCUGGGCGACUCAACCACCAGGAGUUCAAGUCUUGCUUGCGCUCCCUCGGCUAUGACCUGCCUAUGGUUGAAGAAGGGGAGCCAGACCCUGAGUUUGAGUCCAUUCUUGACACCGUAGAUCCCAACAGGGAUGGGCACGUCUCGCUGCAGGAGUAUAUGGCCUUCAUGAUCAGCAGGGAAACCGAGAACGUCAAGUCCAGUGAGGAGAUCGAGAGCGCCUUCCGCGCCCUCAGCUCCGAGGGGAAGCCCUACGUGACCAAGGAGGAGCUCUACCAGAACCUGACCAGGGAGCAGGCUGACUAUUGCAUUUCCCACAUGAAGCCCUAUAUGGACGGCAAGGGCAGGGAGCUGCCCUCUGCCUAUGACUACGUUGAGUUCACACGCUCGCUCUUCGUGAACUGACUGCACCCAGUGCCAGGAAGGGCAAGGAACAGGCUCCCCUCUGACUGCAGCUCUGCAUGUGUCUGUGCGCUCUACAGUAAUCUAUGGUACUUCAUGAUGUAACCUUAAACUGCUUAGCUUGAAACUUUGGGAAAACAAAUACCUUGCAGUGUGCUUCAAUAAAGUUCCUGGUUGA